AUGCUCAUCGUGCUGGAACACCCGGUCGAGGCAUUUGAUCCACCUGGACCCGUUGACGAAGAGGCCACCACCCAGGCUGAAGCCAACAAAGCAUUCGAGUACGUGCGCAAGAUCGUCAGAGCUAAGGAUCAUCCCAAGGAGUUUAGCACCGUCCAGAUGACGGAACAACAAUACCAAUCUGCACAACGCUAUUAUGUUCGAGUCAAAGAGGCGCGUACCGUGCAAUCCAGUGCACACAGCGUUCCAUUUCAUUCUACGAGUGCAGUCAAAUUAACCCUACGAACAACAGAUAAAAAGCUCAAGGAAGGUCUCAAAGAGUUGAAAAAAGAGUUAGAGGAGUUUGAAGAGACGAUGGUUCAGUACUGUGAUCGCCUGGAUGAGGUGGUGAAGCAACACAGACAGGGUUACCAGGAGAUGACAAAUGACCUUGUCAAGCUCUGUGAGUUCAUUAACAACAACGCAGUCUUCAAACGGCCUAGUCAGCGGAGUGACUGA
Dacryopinax primogenitus is the source of this 495-nucleotide messenger RNA. RefSeq lists its product as uncharacterized. Lineage: Eukaryota; Fungi; Basidiomycota; Dacrymycetes; Dacrymycetales; Dacrymycetaceae. Bases 1 to 495 code for a protein of 164 amino acids. The transcript is spliced from 2 exons. The record is from RefSeq and is a predicted model, not a curated record.